Messenger RNA from Closterium sp. NIES-65, 1404 nucleotides. NCBI's taxonomy places the organism in Eukaryota, Viridiplantae, Streptophyta, Zygnematophyceae, Desmidiales, Closteriaceae. The record is from the annotation of a GenBank genome assembly.
AUGCGCCGUUCCUCUCGCUUGCGCGUUCUCCGCUGUUCCCUCUCCUCUUGCACACCGCCCACACCCGCCACGUGCUCGACUUCCUCUCCGCGCUUCCCCAUCUCAUCCCUCCACUCACCCCUUCCCUCCUUCCGUCCCCCUCCCCCUUGUUCCCCCUUCCUUGACUCCGCGCGCAGCUGGUGCUCUCGCCCAUCGAGGGCGGCCCCGCGGAUCGAGCUGGCAUCCACACGGGCGACGAGGUCGUUGCGGUUGACCGUACGUUGCCCCUCCUGCACCACCUCCCCGCUCGUCUUCCCUCCCUGCUGCUACUCCCGCCUGCUCUUCUUUCCUUGGAUUCCCCCUCAUCGCUCUCCCUGUUCUCCUUCUUGUGGCAUUCAACGAACCCACACACGGCCUGCUUAUCUACAUCUGUCCCCUCCCCUCUCCCCGGGCGGUGCAGAUUCCCCGUUGAGCGGCAUGAGCGGGCAGGAGGCGGCGAACCUGCUGCGAGGCAAGGCGGGCACAGCAGUCACACUCACCGUGCGCCCCGCUAGAGCUGACGUGGACGGCUCUGAUUUGCCGGAGGGAACAACGGACAUCCUGUUGAGGCGCGAGCCAAUAGCGCUGUCACCAGUGUACGCGACGGCGCUGCCCCACCACACGGAGCAGGGCGCUCCCACCUCCACCGGCUACAUUCGCCUCGCCUCCUUCUCCCAGAACGCGGCAGAGGACAUGGCGAGGGCGAUAGAGCGGCUGGAGGGCGAGGGCGUGGCCAACUACAUCCUGGACCUGCGCAACAACCCCGGCGGCCUCGUGCACGCCGGGCUCGACGUCGCGCGCAUGUGGCUCGGCUCGGGUGCCACGCUCGUCAACACCAUCGACCGCACCGGCGCCGUGGAGGCCAUUGCGCUGCGCAACUCCCGUGCGCUCACGGACCGGCCGCUGGCAGUGCUGGUGAAUCACGGGAGUGCGAGCGCGAGUGAGAUUGUCGCGGGCGCGCUGCAUGACAAUGGGCGGGCGACGCUGGUGGGGGAUACGACGUACGGCAAGGGGCGCAUUCAGACAGUGUUUGAGCUCACGGACGGGUCGGCGCUGUUUGUGACAGUGGCCAAGUACCUAUCGCCCGCCAUGCACGCCAUUGACCAGGUCGGCGUUGCUCCUGACCUCGCCUGCGCUCUCCCCACUCUGCAGCCGCUCCCCACCUCCGCCUCUGCUUCCGCUUCUGCCUCUGCCUCUGCUGCUGCUGCCGUUGCUCCAGUAGUGCUCUCUGGCCCCCUGGGUGCGGGUCAGCAGGAGGCGGCGCUGCCGGGGGGAGGGGUGGGGGGAGGGCGGGCGGUGGUGGUGGAGGAGGAGGUGUAUGGUGCAGAGCUGCAGCGCGACAGCUGUGUGCUUACUGCUGAGAGGCAGCUCGACCGCCAUGCCUGA